Molecule: messenger RNA, 1258 nt
Organism: Ochlerotatus camptorhynchus
Lineage: Eukaryota; Metazoa; Arthropoda; Insecta; Diptera; Culicidae
Product: dynein regulatory complex protein 9-like
Exons: 5
Coding region: 17-1258 (413 amino acids)
Source: RefSeq, a predicted model, not a curated record
AGACUGAGCGCGCGAAAUGCCAGACACGAUCGUGGAAAUCUUCGCCGGUGAUUCCGAGGAGGACAUCGAAACGGUGAAAAACAUGAUCGAGAAGAUCGGACUGGAGAUCAUGGCCUAUGGCGAGGAAGAGUACGACUCCUACGACCCGGAAAGUCUGCAGAAGCUCGAGUUUAACAUUCAGAUCAAUCGGGUCACAGUGAUCCUGCAGGAAAUGUCCGAAACGCUAGAGGUGCUGUUGAGUUUGCCGUUGAUUUGCCGGAAUCAGGAACUCCUGGCGGAGCACUUCAAUGCCGAGGAACAGGACGUCUUGCGGCUGCUGUGCAAGUAUAUGCAAUCCAAAAGUGAUGAUGGUGGUUCGGUGCCGGAAGUGGUCAACAUGGCAGAUUUCCAAUUUCCUCCGACAAAGUUUAUUGAACUUGUGGAGAUGGUCUCGAACAAAGAUCUUCACAAGGUUAUUGCGAGCCAGGUGAAGAAUCUCCCGGCGGUGUACAAAAAGUUCCUAUCCAACAUUCGUGAGUUCCGCAAGUUCACGAUCACCAAGAUGAAAAUGACCGCCCAAAAGGAUUUGGCCAAGGAGAAGAUCCUGCACCGGAUGUGGCAAUCCAAUGAGCGGAACAUUAAGGAAAUUGCCAUAACCGAGCGUGUGCUGGAGGAGAAAGCGGUCGCUUUUCAGGCAGAAAUUGAGGACAAGACAGCCAUCAUCGAAAAGUAUCGUUCCGACAUUGCACGUCUGGAGGAUCAGAGCAAAACUCAAAUAACUGCCUUUAUCAACGAAUCCGAUCGGAAGAUGUUUUACUACUUUGAGCGAAGCGAUCAGAGGUACGAGCAGCUUCAGGAGGAAGCCAACAGCCGCACAAAGGAGUAUCAUAAAACGCUGGAGGAAGAUCUUCGGGUCGAAAAGGCAAAUCGUACGAUGAAGGCGAAGCUGACUCAGCAGUUACAACUGUUGCUUAACAAGUACGACAAGGAUGCCGGAGAGAGGACCCAUGAACUGAAUGCUUUGGCCGGUACUCUGCGUGAUCGGCAGGAGGAAUUCGAUGAGUGGAAGAGAAUCGUGUUCGAUCCACAGGAGAAGAAAUACUUCGACGCCAUCGAAGAACGGCGCCUGGACGAACUGAGGGCUCAGGAGGAGGUGAUUUUCCAUUUCAUGAUGAAACGGGCGGUCAUUGUGCUGCAACGUGCCUGGCGUUCGGUGGCCGAACGGAAGCGUAAAAUGCGUGGCCGCCGCGGUGGACGGCGCGCCAAGGGCAAAAAGUAA